AUGGAGCAACUUGCCCAGUUUGUCUCCAAGAGUUUUCAAGAGAACGCGACCGCGCCGUUACCCGUCGUUGUUGUCGACGAGGAUACGAGCACUCAACUUGGAUUCGUCAGGAGUAACACCGAACGCGCACCCUCUACCCGUAUCACCCUCAGUGUCGCGCAUCUUCUUGGUGAUGACAACGGAAAUGAAUGCCAUGGAAAGUCGGCGAAUCGAGAAUCCAGUCAGGAGGGUAACCAAUCUAAUGUCGAGGUUGGUAACGUCGAGGAACCGCCAUCACCGGAAACUCGAUUGCAACCGGAAGACCUUUCCGUUGCGACAAAGAUCAAGGACGUGGUUAAGGAGGUCAAGGCCAGCACGGAGAACGUCUCACCUCUCAAAACACCGGAGUUGAAAUUGUCCGUACGAAAACUUUUGGGUUGCAGUCCUUCACCUCCCCCAAUCACGAGAGAUCGAUCAGCUAGUCCAGAAAAUUGCACGGAAUCGAAAAGCCGAGUCACCAGUGCCGACGUUAAAACGACCAUAAACGACUCGAAAUUAACCUCGCAAGUUGCUAGAUCAUUGGUCCAUAAUCAGGAGGAAGCUGCCAAAGGGUCAAAUUGCCGUGGAAAUGGUAAUGGAAAUGGCAAGCAGAGAAGAUCACGAACGAAUUUCACUUUGGAGCAACUCGCUGAAUUGGAGAGGCUCUUCGAUGAAACCCAUUAUCCGGAUGCGUUUAUGAGAGAAGAACUCAGUCAGAGACUUGGGCUAAGCGAAGCGCGAGUACAAGUUUGGUUUCAGAAUCGUCGUGCAAAAUGCCGCAAACAUGAAAGUCAGUUACACAAAGGUGUUGCAGGUGGUAUGGUGCUGGCACCACGAAGUCCACCGACGACAUUGGAACCAUGCAGAGUGGCACCUUAUUUGCCGGCUCUUAGGCUUCAUCCACCUAUGCAAGGUGCUGGAAGUAACGUAAGUGCUGCAGCCGCAGCAGCUAGUUCGGCAUUCGACCCAGCUGUUCUCCAUUAUGCCGCGGCAGGUGGUCUUUUUUGUUUACCACCACCACCACCACCUCCACCGACAUCUUCGAAUCAUCCUCAUCCCUUAAGUCUAGCUGCUUCUUUAGCCGCAGCCGCAGCACGUUCAAAGAACAGCAGCAUCGCUGAUCUCAGGCUGAAAGCUAGGCGACAUCAAGAAGCCCUUGGACUCGAUAGGCCAGCGUAAACGAUCUAAUCAAUGAUCGAUGACGAUGAUGAUUAUGUUGGACGAUCGAUAAUAAUUAUUCGAUACUUAACAACGAACAUGAGUCGGGAACGGAUAUGUAUGUCGAUAAAGAAACAACACCCACUUGUUCGUAAGUAUCGUGAAUUAUCUUCAACGAUCGAGCUUCUUUGAUUGAUCGAUCAAAAGAGAUUGGGAAGCACCAAUCAUCGUUUUCCAAGACGCGAUAUUGUUCGUCGAUGAUACACUCCGACGGAAAGGACUCUGACCUCCUAUCGAUUGCAUUAUGGUAUACGCUUAUCGUAUUGUCUUCUCAUGCGAUGGUUCCACCAUUAUUCUGGUUUUAAGGAUACCUAUUGUAAUCUAUAUGUUUCUCUAACAUACAUAGUUUGCUGUAUGUGAUACUAUUAAAAUUCGGUUUUUAUAAAAAUUCUUAUAUCUCAUUUUCAUCGUGAUAUAGUUGGAUACUUCUUUUCUUGUUUUUAAUCUUCUUAGAUCAUAAUUUGGAUCAUAUCGUCCUAAUUUCGAUCAUAUCUAUAUAAAAAUUGAAGUCUUACGAGUCAUCUAUAAAUUUUUAUUUUUUAUUAUUCAA
Molecule: messenger RNA, 1786 nt
Organism: Vespula vulgaris
Lineage: Eukaryota; Metazoa; Arthropoda; Insecta; Hymenoptera; Vespidae
Product: short stature homeobox protein-like
Exons: 4
Coding region: 1-1197 (398 amino acids)
Biological process (GO): regulation of transcription by RNA polymerase II
Cellular component (GO): nucleus
Molecular function (GO): sequence-specific double-stranded DNA binding; DNA-binding transcription factor activity, RNA polymerase II-specific
Source: RefSeq, a predicted model, not a curated record